Molecule: messenger RNA, 879 nt
Organism: Alternaria conjuncta
Lineage: Eukaryota; Fungi; Ascomycota; Dothideomycetes; Pleosporales; Pleosporaceae
Exons: 1
Coding region: 1-879 (292 amino acids)
Source: RefSeq, a predicted model, not a curated record
AUGCCCAAUUUACUUAGUCUACCUACCGAAUUGAUCACGCUCAUCGGUUCGUUUCUCAGGGCAGGAGUCGUAGGCCUUCUCCGCCUCGUCAACAAAGAACUUCACACAAAGACGUGGCGCAGCUUCUGUCUUCGCUUCCAAACCGUGAAGGUAUCUCUCAUCCGCAUCAGCAUACAAGCGCUGAGUGAUGCAGCGGCAUCCCCUGACAUCGCCAACGAGAUCAAGCACAUGAUCAUCGGCACCGAAACUCUUGAACAAUACGAACAUGCACCGACGUCAUAUCCCCGUGCGCUACGUGCCAUGAUAGCCAACGAGGGCAAGGCCGUCGACUUGCGCAUUUGGCUACAACAUAUCAUCGUCCAAAAGCUGCCGAACCUGCGUAUAAUCACACUAGAAGAUCGUCCCGAAGAUCCAGAUAGCGAAUACUACCGUCCAAGUAUGGGAAGCAGAGAGCUCCUGCGAAGAGCUGGCGUUGAUCUGAGCUUAAACGGACCGUACGGUCUAUCAAUCUGGGACAACCCCCGUCGAGGAGACGAUCGAUCCUUCCCCUUGGUAUCGCGAUUGCUGGUAUUUGCGACUGUGUUCAGCAUGUUGCGCUAUCUAGACACUGAAAGUAUGGUAAUGGAUUUCCGGAUCGUGAUAAGAGGUCAUCGGAUUCGGGGGCAGGAGGAGAGCGAUAUCAGAGAAGCUUUUGAUAUAACAGAUAAGUGUACUAAAGAGGUACUUGACGCUCAUCUUACGCAGAUUACGGUGGGUGAAGAUGAGAGUAGGUAUCUUGUUACGGAUCGGUUUUUGGAGUUUGUGCAAGGUCUUCGCGACUUUGCGCUAGGUAAACGUAUUCUGUUGAUUGAACGGUCGGCUGAGGGGCAGUUUGCCUGA